GGAGCGCAGGAGGCCCCGCCACGCCCGGGCCUACGGAGCGGCAGGGGGCGGGGGAGGGGGGCGAGCCGGAGACCAACCGUGAGACAGACGGGCCAGGGCAAGGGCCCUGAGACUCGGGCAAGAGCCCCGGAGCGGGGCGGCGCAGGGUGAAGACGCGGAAUCUCGGGCCAAGCCACUUGCCUUGGGUCACCUGGCCGAAGCAGGCAGAGUCAGAACUUACACCCAGAUCCAGAGAGGACACGAAGAUGGCUGCUUGGGAUGAAAAGGCCAGCUCCCGCAGGGCCAGGGCAGCCCCAGCCCGGAGGAUGAGCAAGUUCUUAAAGCACUUCACCGUUGUCGGGGAUGACUACCACGCCUGGAACAUCAACUACAAGAAGUGGGAGAAUGAGGAGGACGAGGAGGACGAGGAGCAGACGCCACAGGCAACCGCCUCCGGGGAGGAGGGCAGAGCCCCCGACCCAGCGGCGGCCCCCGGCCCAGCACCCCGGCCCCCCCUCGACUUCAGGGCCACAUUGAGGAAGCUCUUCAGUUCGCACAGGUUUCAGGUUAUCAUCAUCUGCCUGGUCAUUCUGGAUGCCCUCCUGGUCCUUGCUGAGCUCAUUCUGGACCUAAAGAUCAUCGAGCUUGAUAAGAAUGACUACGCUGCCAAGGUCUUCCACUACAUGAGCUUUGCCAUCCUGACCUUCUUUAUGAUGGAGAUUUUUUUUAAAUUAUUUGUCUUCCGCAUGGAGUUCUUUCACCACAAGUUUGAAAUUCUGGACGCCCUUGUGGUGGUGGUUUCCUUCAUCCUCGACUUUAUCCUCCUGUUCCAGAAGCACCAGUUUGAGGCUCUUGGCCUGCUGAUUCUGCUCCGGCUGUGGCGGGUGGCCCGGAUCAUCAACGGAAUAAUUAUCUCAGUUAAGACACGUUCAGAACGGCAGCUGCUGAGGUUAAAACAGAUAAAUAUACAGUUGGCCGCCAAGAUCCAACACCUUGAAUUCAGCUGCUCUGAAAAGGAACGAGAAAUUGAAAGACUGAACAAGCUAUUGAGACAGAACGGACUCCUUCCUGAGGUCAACUAGACGUGUGCCUGCCUGCUCCAUCCCAAAGAGAAGACCCCUGCCUCAGGGGUGUGUACCUCUGAUAACAAAGACAGCUGUCCCUCCUGGGGCCAUUUCAGGGAGAGGUUUGGUUUGAUGCUUUUGCCUCACCCCACCCAGCUCGGGUUUGGGGGGCUGGGAGGGAAAGUCUGUGGGAAGGCUUGCUCUGUCUUGGCAUGACCAAGAGCUUCCCAUCCCAUUCUCACCCCGUAUCACAAUGUACCACAAACUAUAUCUUCCCACGUUGAAAUGAACGACAAUGAAAUGAACGACAAAGCUGGAAAAGUACGAAGUUGUAUAUAAAAUUUAAUCUCAUCAAAUAUACUUUUUCACAUUUCACAUGUAUGAGGAACCAAGGCAUCCUUUCAUAUGAGCAUUCUGAAAGACAAAAGAGGAAAGGAAGCUACCUUAGCUACCAGCCCAUUCUAGAAAAGUCUUACCAUCUUAAGCUGUUCUAAACAACUCCUCUCCGUGCAGAUUCCGCCAGAGAGCUGUUCUCUGGUACCCAGCCCCCUCCUCUGCAGCCUCCAUCUUCUAACUGGCUCUACCUUGUUCUACCUCCUGACAACAUUUUUCUCAAUUACUGUACAAUUAACAUAUAAAAGAAACUCCUUCCCUUGGGCCCUCCUACUCUAUCCUUUCCAGCAUCCACUGCUUGGAACUGCUCUGUGGCAUCCCGUGCAGCCCACCACAUGUAGAGCUCCGGUGCCUGCCACUGAAACAGCAAUUAGACCCAAGACUCCACAGAAUGAAGACACUGGGGGGAAGAUCCCCUCAUGAGGCCGAGUCCGCUACUUGCAUGAUUUUAUAUACAGUAUUUUGCUAUUUUUGUACUCAUUUCCGUGGGACCUGAAAAGAAAACCUGAACUACAAACAAUGAGUAUUUUAAAAAUAACUCACACUGAAGCAGAGGACGCAUAAGCUGGACAAACCCUCGACACCUGCUCUACUUCCGGGUCUGUGCCCUUUACCAUCUUCCCAAAGGUGCAGUUUGGUUUCCGCACGUGACCUACGUGCUGAUGGGACUGGAAAUCACCAAGACCAGACGGUGCCCCGUUCUAAGAUCCAACCGAGGAGAAUAAAACUUCCAAAAGGAGGGGAGUGAGGGCAGAGGGGUAGUGUGUGGUCGGAGGGUAACCCCAUGGGUCAGAGGUAGAAUACCAGGAUGUCUCCAAGGAGUCCAGGCCCUACAGCAUGCGAUUCUAGAGGCGAUUAGCAACUUACGUCAAACAAACGGAAAGAAGAAAUUAAACGGCAGCUUGGCGUUGAUGGUUGGCCGAGCUCUGAAGCCUGCCUCGGCAGGUGCAGAUGCGUCCACAAAAGUAACCGCAGUGGAAAUGAGAACCGUCCUCUCAUUUCCUGAGUUGGUCUGUAAUGAAAAGAGUGUCGCAAGCCCUGCCUUUCGGCAUGCGCUCACGUGCUCAGGAUAACAAAGCAGGGACAGGCUGCAUUCCCUUCGGCCCAGCAGGGUCGGUGCCUCUCCGAGGCAUGCGGAGGGCUCCUUGGCUGCUCACUUGGGUGAGAGAGUUUUUCCCUAGGUUGUCCUAACCCACCAGUGUCAGUCACAACUCCAUUUUCAAAGAACUUUAAAGAUCAAAUCUGAACAAGAAUGCUAGUGUCAACUGUUGUCAGUGGGAUUUUUUUCUCUAAUAAAAUGAUUGCUGAAUUGUUUUAAGAAUUCAGAUUAAAGUUCAAUAAUUCUCUCACAAAAUAAAUUUCAUUAUCACACUUGA
This is a messenger RNA of Lutra lutra (Eurasian river otter), 2812 nucleotides long. RefSeq names its product hydrogen voltage gated channel 1 (gene HVCN1). Bases 246 to 1061 code for a protein of 271 amino acids. Gene Ontology annotation, molecular function: voltage-gated proton channel activity. NCBI's taxonomy places the organism in Eukaryota, Metazoa, Chordata, Mammalia, Carnivora, Mustelidae. Gene Ontology annotation, biological process: proton transmembrane transport. The transcript is spliced from 8 exons. Gene Ontology annotation, cellular component: plasma membrane. The record is from RefSeq and is a predicted model, not a curated record.